AUGCGGAAAUGUGGAAAGCCAAUUUUUCCUGUCGAUUUGUAUCGAAUUUUGAAAAUAUGCAAACAUUGGAAUUCUUUCAUGGAGCAUCGGAAAAAAACCAAUGUUCAACCAAGCCUUUCUCGGAACUUCUAUGGGAUAAUGUUCAACCAAGCCUUUCUCGGAACUUCUAUGGGAUAUACUAACAUACCUACAAACAGACUUUUCCAGGUUCCACAGCACCAACAAAUGCGUCCAUAUAUGUCACCACAAGGCACAAUGGUUACCCCGACUCAUCAAGGAGGUAAGUCCAAAGUGGUGGUUUGA
Haemonchus placei is the source of this 303-nucleotide messenger RNA. NCBI's taxonomy places the organism in Eukaryota, Metazoa, Nematoda, Chromadorea, Rhabditida, Trichostrongylidae. The record is from the annotation of a GenBank genome assembly.